GGGUCAAAAGGCUGUCCUGAUGGUAGUCUAGUCUUCCUUUGAACUGACAGCAGUACUAGUAGUAAUAGACCUCACAGCAGUAGGGGUGAGAUGUGUUGAGACACUCGAACUCUUUUUCAUAUUGUCCGCUCAAGUCAUGUAGUAACCAAGGCACGUAUGGUGUCGUAGCCCAGUUUCGUCUCGUGGUCCUCGGUCGAGUGUUGUCCUGCGGCGAAGCGGUGGGAAUCGCCGCGACGACGUUGGCUUCAAUCGCCUUGUGCUUCACCUUCUUGCCUCCCGUGGCGGCGCAGAGAACGCUCAGGGGGUCCAGGUAUAUGAGAAGCAGCAAUAGGCGCCGUAUCCCCAUGGUGUGGUUAACUUGUCAGUUUGAGAGUUGCCACAUGUGGUAUGGCAAUUAGAUCAGGAUCAGCUCACGGAACAAAUAGAGCUCAACCGAAAGUGGUACUAGUCGCCUCCUCCACUCAAGGCGCGGAGGUGGUGUGGGUGUUUCUGUUCAUUCGAAGGGGUGUGUAUUUUAUUCCGACACCUCACAUCAUCAGAGAGUGAAGAGAAAAUUAGAGGUUUUGGUUGAAACGGGAGAUGUUUCUGUCGUAUCAUUCAUAAAACCAGGUUACCAGGCCUACACCUUCGCGCGCUCUCUUGGCAUCCUCUGUCGAGUCCGUGCGCGGUGGUGAAUAGCGAUCCGCCUCGCGGUCAGUUUGUGACAGAGAUGGGAGAGGUGUGCCAUUUCUUUACCAGGCGGUGACACUGACACAGCGGCCAGGAUGGAUCCAAACACCCGGAAAAUGAUGCUUCUGAUCGGUCUCAACUGCCUCUGGCUCCAAGUGCUUUCAGAGGUGAUAGCUGAUGACAGUUAUUUAAACGAGGUGCAAAACACAGGGAGAGAUGGAGAUGGAGGGAUACAGGAAAGAAGAGGAGUCAGUUACAAGCAGAGGGACUGGAGGAUAAGAGAUGCCCCUCUCUCCUGUUCGGAGGGUUUUACAGAGCUGGGUUUCUAUAAUGGCUCUGUGUCUCAGACGGACUCUGGCGCUCCCUGCCUGCGGUGGGCAGAGUUUCCAGACUACGUGCUGCAGUACCCUGGCCGAGGCCUUGGGGAGCACAGCUACUGUCGUAACCCUGACAGAGAGUCCAACCCCUGGUGCUUCUUCAGACAGACCUCUGGGGCCAUCGGCUGGGCCUACUGCGACUGCCACCAGGGUGCAGCUCGGCUGGUGGGCGGGACAUCGUCAGGAAGUGGACGUGUGGAGGUGUACCUGAAUGGUCAGUGGGGGGCGGUGUGUGACUCUCAUUGGACAGACAGAGAUGCCAGUGUGAUCUGCAGACAGCUGGGGUUGGGUGAGAUCGGCACUGCUUUGCAGCAGUCCAGGUUCGGCUCGGGCUCCGGCCUCUUCCAUUAUGAGCGGCUGAGUUGCCGUGGUGAUGAGAGCUCCGUCAGCCAAUGCCAGACCAGGACAUUUGUUACCGGGGACUGUAGCCAUGGAAACGAGGCGGGAGUUGUGUGUGCUCCACCAGAAGGUAAUGGUCUUCCUCUACGAUUGGUUGGAGGAGAAGAAUAUUUUGAGGGGCGUGUGGAGGUGUUCCACAGUGGUAGGUGGGGCUCUGUCUGCGAUGACCAAUGGGACGACAGAGAUGCAGAGGUGGUCUGUCGACAGCUGGGAUUUGGGGGUGUGGCGAAGGCCUGGUCGUGGGCCCACUUCGGACAGAGCUCAGGUCCCAUCCUAUUGGACGCCGUGAGGUGUACAGGAAAUGAAGUCUUCCUGGACCAGUGUCUUCAUGGAGACUGGGAACAACACAACUGUGACCAUAUGGAAGACGCUGGGGUAUCCUGCAGCCCCUACACAGACGGUGUGGUCCGGUUGGUAGGAGGAGACAGUCCAUGGGAGGGUCGUGUUGAAGUGUUCCACUCUGGGGACUGGGGUACGGUGUGUGACGACCACUGGACUCAACAACACACACAGGUGGUCUGUCGACAGCUCGGAUACAGAGGGCAUGCUGAGGUGGUGACUGAUAGAACGUUCGGCGAGGGUUCUGGUAUCAUCCUGUUGGACGAUGUGCGUUGUGAGGGGACGGAGUCGUCCCUGCUGGACUGUCGCCAUGGCACCUGGGGCCAUAGCGACUGUUCGCAUGGAGAGGAUGUGGGCGUGCGAUGCAGGGCCGGAGCUAAAGAAGAAGAGACCAAUGAGGUGCCGGCUGUUGCACCUGCCACAGGUCCUCUGUUGCGUCUGGUUGGGGGUGGUAGCCAUAACGAAGGUCGUGUGGAAGUCUAUCUCCAUGGAGACUGGGGGAGUAUCUGUGACUCAGGCUGGAACGAUCUGAACGCUGCUGUGGUCUGCAGACAGCUGGGCCACAGUGGUCAUGCUGUAGCAGCAGCUGGGUUCGGUCGGGGGAAGGGUCCUGUCCACCUGGACCAGGUGAGGUGUACCGGGAAGGAGGACUUCUUGGGGGAGUGUCCUUCUCUGGGCCGGGGCCGUGACGGCUGCAGAUGGAGACAGGAUGCAGGGGUGAGCUGUGACCACGCCCCCCGGGCAACAGAGGGCCAGGCCAGGCCAAGUGAGCUCACCUGUGGAGUGAGGAAGAUUGUGGAGGAAGGGAACGAGAGGAAGAGUGGAGGAGGAGAGAAUGUACUCAGGACAUUGUGGCCAUGGCAGGUGUCAGUGUGGUUGGGUUCUGAGGGGAAAGAUGGCCAUCCUAUCUGUAGUGGUACUCUGAUCUCUCCCUGCUGGGCCCUGGCCUCCGCUCACUGCUUCACCAGGUUUGGUAUUGGCCCGUCUCAGUAUGUGGUGCGCGUGGGGGGUUCUGACCGAAUUCUGACCCCGGAGCGAGUGGUGGUCCAUAGAAAGUUCAGAGCAGAUCAGGGCCCUGGGGGUCAUGACCUGGCCCUGCUGAGGCUGCCCAGCCCCAAGGAUCACUGUUUGACCUUUGACCCCCACACUAACGCAGCCUGCCUCCCCACCCCGGACGCUGCGGGGGGGAAGACCCCCUUGUCCUGCAUUGCCGCGGUUACCGCUGGCUGGGACGGCCCAGAUGCUGUGCUCCAGUCCUGGGUACCCCUCCUGACGUCAUGGCAGUGUAAGAAGCGUUAUGGCGAUGGUUACUCCUCCCACGGCACGCUGUGCGCCGGCAGCCCCCCUGACACACGUCGUCUCCACGGGAACAACGGUUGCCAGGGCAACUGGGGCGGUGGGCUGGUAUGCCAGGGGGAGGGAGGGCGAUGGGUGUUGACAGGGAUCGUCUCCGGGGGUUACGGUUGCAGCGACCCCUCAACCCCGGCGCUCUACACACGGGUCAGCCGGUUCGGGGGCUGGAUCGAGGAAGUCACACACAGGAGCGGGACAUACACACACACACAAUCAUGACGAGUUGAAAAAACACACUGACGAUCAAUUCAUACACACACACGAUCAGCACAUAAAUAUACACACACAUACACACACACACACACAUACACACACACGAUCACAAUGAACACAUACAAAAUCUGCAUACACACACUCACAAUAAACACACACACACUC
This is a messenger RNA of Salvelinus fontinalis (brook trout), 3515 nucleotides long. Its product is annotated as neurotrypsin-like. Gene Ontology annotation, biological process: proteolysis. The coding region runs from base 765 to 3356 and encodes 863 amino acids. The transcript is spliced from 15 exons. The record is from RefSeq and is a predicted model, not a curated record. Gene Ontology annotation, molecular function: serine-type endopeptidase activity. Lineage: Eukaryota; Metazoa; Chordata; Actinopteri; Salmoniformes; Salmonidae. Gene Ontology annotation, cellular component: membrane.